AUGAAGGCCAAGACGAUCAGCAAGGCUGCCGACUUCUUGCGGAAGGCGGUGCGGGCGCUGAGGGGCAGGGCCGGCGUCCUCAAGGCGCGGCUCCUCUUCCUCGCCUCGCUCCGCCACCGGACGGCGAUGGUCGGCACGGUGUCGCGCCACCUCCGUGCCCUCAUGCCGGACCGCCAGGGAGACCCGGUGGACGACCACCGCAAGGCCCUCGCCUCGUCGACGUUGGCGGAGAAGGAGGACGGGCAGGCCGUGCUGCAUGGAGUCGAUGUUCCAGGCCUCUCCGAGCUGUUGCAAGAAGUGAUCGGCGACGACGAUGACGGCCCGGACUGGACGCACUCACUGUUCGACAACGACGAUGGCGAAUGCAACCUCCAGGAGGGCAACGAUGUCGACGAGGAGGAACGCGGUGGUGGUGGGGAGAGAAUGGAGGAGGGUCGGCUGCCUGACGACGAGCCGUCGGUGAUGGACGUCAUCAGGAGGUGCAGGGAAGGGGACGGAAUGGAGUUCAACGUCGAGGAGGAGAUCGACCACGCCGCUGACAUAUUCAUACGGCGGGUUCGCAGCCGAAUGAACAAUCGGAGCUUCUAACCGUCCGGGGCCUUCGACUGUUUUGUUUCUUCGUGUAUGAGCUUUCAAGUGCACUUUUAGUGAGUUUCCAAAUGUCUUAGUACAUAAUUCCGUUAAACUAAACAUGGCAUG
This is a messenger RNA of Hordeum vulgare subsp. vulgare (domesticated barley), 699 nucleotides long. RefSeq lists its product as uncharacterized. The coding region runs from base 1 to 588 and encodes 195 amino acids. The record is from RefSeq and is a predicted model, not a curated record. Lineage: Eukaryota; Viridiplantae; Streptophyta; Magnoliopsida; Poales; Poaceae. The transcript has a single exon.